CGUUGUUGUGGUUUGUCUGUAGAAUCUCAAGAAAUUCCCUGAAAAUGCCGAGAAGUGAAGACAAUGUUCGUGUGGUGGUACGAUGUCGUCCCAUGAAUAACAAAGAGAUAAGUCAAGGUUUCAAACAGACUGUCAAUGUUGAUAGAGUAUCUGGACAGGUAACGAUUACAAAACCUCAAGCUGGUCAUGGUGAACCACCCAAGGUAUUUACAUUUGACACAGUGUUUCCCACAGACACAAAGCAAGUAGAUGUGUACAAUGAAACAGCUAGACCUAUUGUGGAUGCUGUGCUUGAAGGAUACAAUGGUACAAUCUUUGCAUAUGGACAGACAGGCACAGGAAAGACAUUCACUAUGGAAGGUGAAAGAAAUAAACCUGAAAUGAGGGGUGUCAUCCCCAAUUCAUUUGCUCAUAUUUUUGGCCAUAUAGCAAAAGCAGCUGAAGAUGUCAGGUUCUUAGUCAGAGUAUCAUAUCUUGAAAUUUACAAUGAAGAUGUCCGUGAUUUACUUGGAAAAGAUCAACAUGCAAGACUUGAGGUUAAAGAGCGUCCAGAUGUGGGUGUCUACGUUAAAGAUUUGUCAGCAUUUGUUGUAAACAAUGCUGAUGAUAUGGACAGAAUUAUGACUAUGGGCAAUAAAAACAGAUCAGUGGGAGCAACGGACAUGAAUGAACACAGCUCUCGCUCACAUGCCAUCUUUUCUGUCACCAUUGAAUGCAGUGAACCAGGACCAGAUGGAAAGCAUCGUGUCAGAGCUGGAAAACUGCAUCUUGUAGAUCUGGCUGGCUCUGAGAGGCAGUCAAAGACUGGUUCUACAGGACAGCGAUUGAAAGAGGCCACUAAAAUUAAUCUCUCUCUCUCAACACUGGGUAAUGUAAUCUCAGCUUUAGUUGAUGGUAGAAGUACUCAUAUUCCAUACCGUAAUUCUAAAUUAACCAGACUACUACAGGAUUCCUUGGGAGGCAAUGCAAAAACAGUCAUGUGUGCUAACUUUGGACCAGCUGAUUACAACUAUGAUGAGACAAUGAGUACAUUACGAUAUGCAAACAGAGCUAAAAACAUCAAGAACAGUGCCAAGAUAAAUGAAGAUCCAAAGGAUGCAUUACUGCGUCAAUUCCAAAAAGAAAUUGAAGAGCUGAAAAAAAGAUUGGAAGAAGACGGUGAGUACUACUCAGGGUCAUCUGGUAGCGAGGAAACUGAUUCAGAUGAUGAGGGAGAAGUUGGAGAAGAUGGACAAGUGAAAAGACGAAGAAGAAAAAAGAAGAAAGGUAGAAAAAAUCUGUCUCCAGAGAAGAUGGCGGAGAUGCAGAAAAAGAUAGAUGCGCAGCGCAAGACAUUAGAGGACACCAAGGGUAUGGCAGAGGAAGAAAGAAACAAAGCACAGUCAGAGUUAGAAAAAAGAGAAAGUGAACUACAUAAGGCACAACAAGAACAUGAUUCCUUGGUGGAUAAACUGAAAGCCAUUGAGAAAAAAGUAAUUGUUGGAGGAGUUGAUCUGCUUGAGAAAGCGGAAGAGCAAGAAAAGUUACUGGAAGAGUCAGCUAAGGAGUUGAAUGAAAGGAAGCAGAAAGAAGAAGAAAUGAGAAAACUGCUUCAUGAAAAAGAGCAAGAAAGAAUGGACAUAGAAGAGAAGUAUUCAAAUUUACAAGAAGAAGCUGCUGGAAAAACUAAGAAAUUGAAAAAAGUCUGGACCAUGUUGAUGAGUGCAAAAUCAGAGAUGGCAGAUUUACAGCAGGAACAUCAAAGAGAGAUGGAAGGACUAUUAGAAAACGUACGUCAGUUGAGUAGAGAGCUCAGACUACAGAUGGUAGUCAUUGAUAGUUUUAUUCCACCAGAAUUCCAAGAUAUGAUUGAACAGUAUGUACAUUGGAAUGAGGACAUCGGUGAAUGGCAACUGAAAUGUGUAGCAUAUACAGGUAACAAUAUGAGAAAGCAGACACCACUUCCAGAUAAUGUUAAUAAUAAAGAGAAGACGUAUGGUGAACCUGAUCUUUCUCACAUCUAUCUAUCAUACACUGGUGAUCCCGUACAUCAACAGAGAAAUAAAUCAGCUAGGACAGGCAGACCAAAGACUGGAUCAGCAAGACCAAAGACUGGCAAAAAGAACAGAAAGUCAAUGGAUAUAGAUUCAGUGAUUGCUCAGUGAUGAGCUUUUCCUGGAUCAACAUGACAUCAUUGUAAUACCCUCCAUCUUAGAGCAAAGACCCAAUCACACAUAUGAAUAAAUAUUUGGAGUUAAACACAUUAAGUUUUAGAACGCCAUUGUUAGUAUACUGACCAUUGAGAUUCUCACGAAUUCAUCCCAUGCCCUGAUACACUCAUGAUACUUAUCUUAAAGGAUAAGUCUGAGCAAACAACAGUGAUUCCAGAUGAAAAAGCUCCACAAAUAAAGGAGAAUGCAAUUUACAUUUUUUUUAUAUCACAUUUUAUUCUCUAGAUAUUUUCACCAGUAUUAUGUAGUCCACCAUCUUGAUUUUCCAGCAAAGGAUUUUGGGUAAAGUAUGACAUCAUAUCCAUAUCAUCAUUUGUGGCUAUGAUGUCAUAUUUUAGCAAUCAUACUUUAUGAUGUUUGCGUGGGCUUUUCCUUUAAAUAAAAGUAGCAUGACAUCAGCAGCUUGUUAUCAUAAUAUGGAUGGUUUAUAUUGUCUUGUCACUUUAUUGUAAAUUAUUUUUAUGUUUAAUUUAUACAUGCAUGUGUUGAAAGCAAUGGCAGUACAGUACUUUGGUUGUAUGUGUGAAGCUGACAACUCAUAAGUACACAGUGUAUUGUAUUGGUGUGUAUAUAUUGGUCACAGUAAUAUAAAUAAGUCAAGAGAAAUGUCCUUGCUGUAUUUCAGAUAAAGUGAAGUAUUUAAUUCAUGCUCCUGUGUGUGUGUUUUUAACAUUUUCACAAAUGAAAAAGUCAUUUUUUUAUUUUUCCAAUCAACUGAACAGGAAUUUAUGUACCAUUGUGUUUGGGUGUGUUCCAAUUCAGUAGUGUUUUUUAAGGCGGGAUAGUUGAUUCAUGUAUUCUGUCAGUAGCUUGAUGUUCACUUACCACUUCAUGUGGAAGAGAAGAUGUUCCAUAAUUGAAUUCAUGCCACUUGUGUCUUUUUUAUUACCAUUCACAUUAUGGUAAUAUGUUUAUUAUAGUGUAUGGUGACUCUUAAUGGUUACCCUUGAAUUUCAAGUUAAUAUUUAUUGAUUAUUGUCACUAUAGAAGAGUUUUUAAACACUCCUGUGAACUGCAAGUAUUUUGCCCUAUGUCUAUAAAGUUUGUUAAACAUAUACCAAUAUGUGAUAACCUAAGUCUUUCUGAAAACUACUACCCCCCCCCCUGUCCCAUGCAUAACAUUGUACCCCAGGUGCCUCCAUCUGUUUUUUCAGUUUCUCAACCAGGUAGCAAACAGAGAUAACAGAUAAAGGCAGCUGGGGGUAAUGAUACUGGUAUACGUAAACUUUACAUUAUGAUCAUGGUUUGUUAUCUACAUUUUAUGUUAUAUGCCAUAUUUCUUCUAUUGAAAGUGCUAUGCAUGAGUGAAUUUUCUUCACUGAAGGCACACAUACUUUAAUGUUUGUUAACCUCGACUUUAUCUAUGCUCAGUUGGAAACUGAAGUACAUCCCUAAUAGAUGAACUAUGGUACAUAUUAUUGCAUUGCAAUUGUUCUAUAAUUUAUAUGUUUAAUAUAUUGAGAGCAAUCUGUAGGGUCUGUUUUGUACAUAUAUUAAAAUCAACUUUGUUUUUUGAUGAAUAAAUUAUAUUGUUUUUCUUGUACACAAGAA
This is a messenger RNA of Saccoglossus kowalevskii, 3761 nucleotides long. RefSeq names its product kinesin-like protein KIF3A. Gene Ontology annotation, molecular function: microtubule motor activity; ATP binding; microtubule binding. Gene Ontology annotation, biological process: mitotic cell cycle; microtubule-based movement. Gene Ontology annotation, cellular component: microtubule. The record is from RefSeq and is a predicted model, not a curated record. NCBI's taxonomy places the organism in Eukaryota, Metazoa, Hemichordata, Enteropneusta, Harrimaniidae.